This is a messenger RNA of Kogia breviceps (pygmy sperm whale), 703 nucleotides long. RefSeq names its product RNA polymerase III subunit K (gene POLR3K). The record is from RefSeq and is a predicted model, not a curated record. Gene Ontology annotation, molecular function: zinc ion binding; nucleic acid binding. Lineage: Eukaryota; Metazoa; Chordata; Mammalia; Artiodactyla; Physeteridae. Gene Ontology annotation, cellular component: RNA polymerase III complex. Gene Ontology annotation, biological process: termination of RNA polymerase III transcription; DNA-templated transcription.
GAGCGUCGGAGCGCCGGCGCCGAACGGCCGCGAGAGGUGCCGGGAGACACGGGCUAGUCGCCGCGAUGCUGCUUUUCUGCCCGGGCUGCGGGAACGGGCUGAUCGUGGAGGAGGGGCAGCGCUGCCACCGCUUCGCUUGCAACACCUGCCCCUACGUGCACAACGUCACCCGCAAGGUAACAAAUCGGAAGUAUCCAAAGCUGAAAGAAGUGGAUGAUGUGCUUGGUGGAGCAGCUGCCUGGGAGAAUGUUGACUCUACUGCAGAGCCGUGUCCCAAAUGCGAACACCCUCGUGCCUAUUUCAUGCAGCUUCAGACCCGCUCUGCAGACGAGCCCAUGACCACCUUCUACAAGUGCUGCAAUGCUCAGUGUGGACAUCGCUGGCGGGACUAGGGCCAGGCUGGCUCAGCUGUGUCAGCGUCUGCUUACCGUAUACCCCAGGGUGGAUUCCCAGCUGCGAGUGUGGCUGGCCAGGGGCUAAGGAAAUGUAGCCCAUCUCCCAGUCAGUGGAUUAACUCAUUAAUGUCCAGGAGACUGUGUGUGUGGAGAGGAGUAUCCAUAACUAAGUGCAUCCUGUUUAAGGUCCUGUUCUGCAUCUUUUACAUUUAUUGGGCAGUUGACAUUCUCUCACCAUCAGCCGACACUCUUAAACAUUUACAUUAUUUGCACAACUAAUAAAGUAAAACUUAGUAGUUUAGUAUAUU